UGUUGGCUGUCCCAGCAUCAACUGAUAUUGCCACUGCUAAACUAAACCAGAUCAUGUAUCAGCAUAUACAAAGCAUUACCUGCACGUUGAUAAUUAAAAAAACAAAAACAAAACCACAAAAAAAAACCCCUAAAACAAGUCUUUUCUAUUUCACAAGUCGAAUAUUGAUAAACUUAACUGGUUAAUCUUUAACCUUUUGCAUACUGGAUAAUCACCAUGUGUUUAACACAAUGAGGAUUGGCCAGUUUUAAUGGGGUUGAGAAGGAGGCCACUUUGGAGUGUUGUGCUUAAAAGCAAUAUCGUUUUGGCUGCUGGAAGGUGAGGCUGAGUCAAGACUCUUAUCUGUUGUAACUCUCACCUGGCUCUGCCUCCCACUGCCAGUAACCUUGCUCAUUUUCUGGCCUGCCCUUCUUAUCUGCCUUAAUUACUCCCAGUGCCAGUUUCCAAAUCAACUUCAGGCUACAAGGCAGCGUACCUGUGGAGGGCAGGCAGGAAGUGGAGGGAAUUAGAGCAGAAAUCUGGCAACACAAGAAAACAGGCCUGAUAGUGUGAAUAUCGUCCUUCUGGGGAAGGACUUGUUGCUAGGAAGAGUUAGAAGGGAGAAUUGGAAAAGCAGUGGUGGGCUCCUGUUUGGGAGUGAGGGUGGAGGCUGAAUGGACUUGGUUUCUGUUUAGGACCCUCAAGAUGCUUGCCCUGAGGGCCCUAAACCCAGAUUUUCAAAGGCAUUUAGGUGCCAAAAUAGCAUUGAAAAUCUGGCCCUGAGGAUUAAAGGAGACAAGCAAUGAUAUAUUUAUUUACAAAUCUUAAAUAUAAGACAAAGGGGUUACAUUCUUCCUUUCUCCCUUCCCACCCAAACCAAAAAUGUUUAAGAAACAUCUCUUCAGACACACUAAUAAAAUAUGACUCCAUUUAUUGGAAGGCCAAACCUAUCUUACAUAAUGUCCAAUGAUUUGUGCUAUGAAAACUUGCCAAGGAUUUUCUAGCACCACCUUGUGUUUUUGAGAGAACUUCAGAUCAACAUGGAACAGCUGACUGAGAUUGGGGAUUUUGAUGAAUCUGUGGAUCGUGAUCACCUUAAAACAAACCAAUACUUGCCAAACCAGGAAAGACUACAAGGAAAGAUACUGGAGUUUCACAGGAAGCACUUGAGGGGCCAAACUCCUGCUGAGUCAGAUUUCCAGGUGCUUGAAAUUGCUCGGAAACUGGAGAUGUAUGGCAUUAGAUUUCACCUUGCAUCUGACCGUGAGGGGUCGAAAAUUAACCUGGCUGUUUCACACAUGGGCAUACUAGUAUUCCAGGGUACCACAAAAAUCAACACCUUCAACUGGUCUAAAGUCCGUAAAUUAAGCUUCAAGAGAAAAAGAUUUCUUAUCAAGCUCCACCCAGAAGUCCAUGGUCCAUAUCAGGAUACGCUGGAGUUUCUGUUUGGCAGUAGGGAUGAGUGUAAAAACUUCUGGAAAAUCUGUGUGGAAUAUCACACUUUCUUCAGGUUGUUUGAUCAACCAAAACCAAAGGCUAAAGCAGUCUUCUUCAGCAGAGGGUCUUCAUUCAGAUACAGUGGACGAACACAGAAACAGCUGGUGGAUUAUGUUAAAGACAGUGGGAUGAAGAAAACUCCCUAUGAAAGGAGGCACAGCAAAGCUAGAGUGUUUGCUCGCACUUCGAACACAGAUGUGCCAAAACAGAGUGUCUCAUUUACCGAGGGCUUAGGUGCUCCUGAAUCCGAUGCCUCAGUAUCUGCCUCCUUCCAUUCAGUUUAUACAUCAUUCACUACCACUACUGACCUGCCCAUCUGUACAGAGACGAAUCGUUCCUUCUUGGACCCCAGAGCACCGUACACGAGGAGCCCAACAACAGAAAAGAGUAUUGCAACACCAUCUGAAGAAACUGGGAAGAAAGCAACACAGCAGCCUGGAUCUCCCAUACUCCAAUCAUUCCAAGGUGUUGGGUUUUGUAAUGUUGUAGGAAACUGCAGCCUCACUUGUCCUGGUGUUGAGAAUAGUUGUGGUUUAGAUCUAGAAAUAGAGAAGGGUAACAAGGAGAGCAGGGUUAUCUGUAAAAAUGACAAUGAUGAGGAUGACUGUACCACAGGUGUUUUUAUUGCUGAUAAAAAGCAUCAGUAUUGUGGUAGGGGUGACCCUCUUUUCACAUUGACAAAUUCCCAGCUGCAGGUUUCAGAAGAAUUUAUUGAUGAUGACCCAACAGAAAUCUCCUUUUUUGCUGGGGGAUCUGAGGCAUUUUCAUAUGUGUACAGUGGCUUAGACCUAAUAGGGUCUGAUUUAUCUAGGCAUGCAUCAGAUUCAACUAAACUAACUAAGGAUGUUCUUCAGCAAAAUAUGGUGUCUUCUCAGUCAAGCCCUGACAGAUACUCCACAGAAGCAGUAGAUAUGAACAUGGAAGAUGAAUUUGAAUUUGAAGAAGGGAGUGAUUUCAAUGGCAAUGAGAGAACAUCAGAUACAUCGGAAUUGUUUGAGGUUAAAGCACAAGCAAGCAGAAUGCAAAGACUUUUGAGUCCUUCUGAAACCAGUUCACUCAUAAACAACCGUUCUGAAAGCAGUUCCCUCAAUAAUUUGCCACUGAAUGGUACAUCAUCCUUUCACACAUAUAGCUCUGCUAAUCAUUCUGAAGCUAGUUCUAUGGUGAACUUCCCAGCCUACUCGGUUCGCUCUGAAUCCAGCUCAGCCUUUCAGUUCACUGACAUCAUUGACCAGUUGGAGCAGCUGAGCUAUCCACUUACGACUACAGAAGACUCUACCAGUACAGAUACAGAUUCCUGGGAUUCGGAAGGUGCAGCUCCAAUGGAUAUAAGCCACUUCUUCAGCAAUCCCUUUGUUCAAGCAACUGGCCUCUCAAUGGACCACCCUCAGCUCUCUUCCUUCACAUUGAAGAGUCCACAGAGCUUGAACCCCACAUUUCAGGUGAAUUUGAACCCAGCUGGCCAGGGUUCAUCUCCUCUUCUGAGUCCUGUCCUGAGCGAUGCUGGCAGUGCCCGGGUAGAAGAGGAAGAGGAAGUAAAACGCAAGCAAUGUCCAACAGACAAGGUGUAUUUCAUAGCAAAGGAGAUUCUUGCUACUGAACGGACAUAUGUGAAAGACCUAGAAGUUAUUACAGUAUGGUUCCGCAGUGCAGUCAUCAAGGAGAACGCCAUGCCUGAAGGUCUGAUGACACUGCUCUUCUCUAACAUAGAUCCAAUCUAUGAGUUUCACCGAAGUUUCCUGAAAGAAAUGGAGCAGAGGCUAGCACUCUGGGAAGGACGAUCCAACGCUUAUGUGAAAGGAGAUUGUCAACGGAUUGGAGAUGUCAUGCUGAGGAACAUGUGCAUGCUGAAGGAGUUUACCAGCUACUUGCAGAAACAUGAUGAGGUCCUGACAGAACUGGAGAAAGCAACUAAGCGCUUAAAGAAACUGGAAAUGGUUUAUAAGGAGUUUGAAUUGCAGAAGGUUUGCUAUCUGCCACUCAACACUUUCCUGCUCAAGCCCAUCCAGAGGCUGAUACACUACAAGCUGAUCCUGGGGAGACUUUGCAAGCAUUACACAGUAGAACACCAGGACUAUGCCGACUGCAGGAAUGCACUGAAGGAGGUUACAGAGAUGACAACUCAGCUCCAAAACAGCCUGAUCCACCUGGAGAAUUUCCAGAAGCUGACAGAGCUACAACAUGACUUGAUUGGCAUUGAUAACCUCAUAGCACCUGACAGAGAAUUUAUCCGGGAGGGUUGCUUGUACAAGCUCACUAAAAAAGGUUUACAGCAGAGGAUGUUCUUUCUGUUCUCAGAUAUGCUGCUGUACACAAGCAAAGGAGUCACGGGUACCAAUCAGUUCAAAAUUCAUGGAUACCUCCCUCUGCAUGGCAUGCUGUUAAUAGUGCUGGAUCCUCCGGUGGAAGAGAGCGAGAAUGAAUGGUCUGUCCCACACUGCUUCACAAUCUAUUCAGCUCAGAAAACCAUAGUAGUGGCAGCAAGUACCCGUCAGGAGAUGGGGAAGUGGAUGGAAGACCUUAACAUGGCGAUUGAAAUGGCCAAAAAAUCUAGUGAGAAAUAUGACACGUUUUUGGAAAGCUCCAUGUAUAAUCGUUCUAACAGAUCCUCUGAUGAGGUCUCUCUAGAGCAGGAAUCUGAAGAUGACAUACAGUCUUCUCGUAGCUCCCUGGACAGGCAGAGCCACCACCGUGCCAACACUACAAUGCACGUGUGCUGGUACCGCAACACCAGUGUCUCCAUGACUGACCACACUGUGGCCGUUGAGAAUCAGCUUUCAGGGUACCUGCUGAGGAAAUUCAAAAAUAGUAAUGGCUGGCAAAAGCUCUGGGUUGUCUUCACCAACUUCUGUUUGUUCUUCUACAAAACUCACCAGGAUGAUUAUCCGUUGGCCAGUCUCCCACUACUUGGCUACACAGUCAGCACCCCAGUGGAGGCAGAUGGCAUUCAGAAGGAUUAUGUCUUCAAGUUGCAGUUCAAGUCCCAUGUAUAUUUCUUCAGGGCAGAGAGCAAGUACACCUUUGAGAGGUGGAUGGAAGUGAUUAAGAGAGCCACAGAUUCUCCAGGGAGAUCGAGCCUGUUGAUUCCCAUGGAUGAAAAGGAUAUUCACACAAACUGAAGGGGGCAGAGCUGGGUCUCUGCUGUCGACAUCUGUAGUGAGGGGGGAUGGAACCAGGAGUGAGGGGUUGAUAAAGCAGUAACAUGAGAUGCUUGUUUCCACCUGGUGUGGAAGUUAGAUGAACAAGGGGAGUGAUGAAGUGGGGUCACAUCAGGUUAGACUGGACUAGAAGAUGUAAAGUCUGCUACAGUCAAAGCUAACUGGAGAGGUAAUGAACCUUAACAAUGGCUGCAAAAUUCCCACUCUGUAGGAAUCCCAUGGUUUGCUGUGUGCGAGAAUUAGGUUCCAGUUACGGGUUCUGUAUGGUAUACAAUGGCAUGUUCUGAUGGAAACAGAUGACCAUGUUCAUUGUGAUUGGGUGUGUCAGUUGUGUUUCUUGGUCCGUAACUGCAGAUAUCAGGCUUUCUGGCUGCCAGGAGUUCCCUUCUGACACUUAGUGUUGCUAAACCUCUGGACUGUCAGCUGCUGUAGCUUCAACCUGCUGGCCGCAAACUUCUUGGACUAACUGAGGAUCUGCAGAUGUACCCAGCCGGAAGGCCUGAAUUCACUUUAAUUUCAAACAGAAAAUACAGCUGCUGUAGAAUUACGGAGCUCUUCAGCAAAUUGCCAUGGCAACAACUUCACUUUUUUGUGGGGGUGGGGGGAAAUGGGGAGAACAUGAAGCUUUUAGUUUUAUAGGUGUCACAUUUUACAGCUUGGAGCAGGAGACCUGUAUGAGAGAACACACAUGGUUUCCUUAGAGCUCAGAGCCUGCUCUGCUGCAUGCUGAGAGGGGCCUACCAGACAUAGUUAUUAUACCUCCAGAGUCCUCUGCAUCCCUCAUGGAGGGGCGGGCUCCUCUUACAAACCCUUUAAUCACCCUCCGCUAGUGACGCAUUAUUUAAGGCAGGGAUGGCCAAAGUACUAACCAAAACAUCCUCCAAUGCAAUAUGUUGCUGCUCUUGAGUGGUAUUUUCAAAGGUUCCUAAGUGAUGUAGGAGUAUAAGCCACAUUGAAAGUCACUGAUACUUGUGUUCCUAUGCUACUUAGGUGUGUUUGAAAAUCCCAGCCCUUAUCUCUCUGGAGGUGCCAUCCAUCUUCAGUUUUAACACGGUGUGACAGUCACUUGCAUCAAGGUGGAGCAUUAUACCCUGGCACCUGCUCUCUGUGGGUUGUGCCACCAUAUUCAAGAUAAAAAUAGUUUCAAUCUGCCCCACUUCCUGCAGAUUUGCUGUUUCCUGUGGCUGCUGUGCAAUGCAGCACUUGGUUGGGCAAAUUAUGGAUGCCCCUGAUAUGAAGACUGGUAAAGUUGUAAUAAGCUAAAAGUAAUAAAUGCUGCUGAUAGGUAACAUGGCUUAAAGGGGAUGAUUUAUAUUUCAGGUGGAAAAAUAUUUGUGUCAGGGAAGAAACAAGGUGUUAGAGAUUGAUAAGAAAGUGCUGUGUGUUGCGAGGAUGGCAGAAACAAGAGGAAAGCAGACACCUAUGGAACAUGGGAGGUGCAGGGGCUUGCAUGUGCAACUGUUUCCCUUGAGAGAGAGAGACUCCUGAGUUGUGUUGGUUCGAAGUCUUAUAUAUGCUGGAUGGGAAAGGACUAGGAUCCCAGAUAGAGGAUUCUAGGUAGAAGAUUUCAUGACCUUUCACUUGGCACCUUCUCCCAUAAAGAAGCAGAGACUGGAUCAGUGCAUCAUAAUAACUGUUGUCCAUUGUAAGUUAGAUGUACUUUUUAAAAUUUAUUAGUGUCUUUAACUAAAAUGUAGAUGUAUAAAUGUGUGUUUCUUAGCCAUUUCAGCUGUAACCUAGCUGAGUGAAAAUGUCAUGGUGUUGGAAAUAAACAGCUGCUCAGUGUUAA
This is a messenger RNA of Chelonia mydas (Green sea turtle), 6423 nucleotides long. It is a transcript of the gene FARP2, whose product is annotated as FERM, ARH/RhoGEF and pleckstrin domain protein 2. The transcript is spliced from 23 exons. NCBI's taxonomy places the organism in Eukaryota, Metazoa, Chordata, Testudines, Cheloniidae. The record is from RefSeq and is a predicted model, not a curated record. Gene Ontology annotation, cellular component: cytoskeleton. Gene Ontology annotation, molecular function: guanyl-nucleotide exchange factor activity. The coding region runs from base 1020 to 4595 and encodes 1191 amino acids.